GCGGUACGAAGGUUGUUAUCCGUUAUCUCAAAGCUUUUCUGUUUGCCACGAGGCGAUUGUAACUUGCCUCUGAAUUGAGGCUUCAGUGUUUUCCAGUAGUUCGACAGAGAAGGAUCGAAAUGGCCAGUGAAGAGAUCGAGACCUCCAGGUUUUUAAAGGAUAAGGAGGCGGGUGGAAAUGAAACUCAGAAGGAGGAGAAACAGUCUUCUGAUACCUUGUGUGGGAUUUCGAUCUUCAAGGGACCUGCUUUACAGAGAUUUGCCACUGCUCACUGCUUUGUGAUUAUAUACGGGAUAGCUAGCUGCUUUUUAGCCAUGGCAUUCACCUACUUUACUGGCACCAUUACAACGAUGGAGAAGCGCUUUAAUAUACCCACCAAGAUAUCGGGUCUUAUUACAGUGGGCAAUGAUAUAAGCACCGUUUUCUCAUCGGCCUUUUUGAGUUACUAUGCGAGUCGAGGACAUCGGCCACGUUGGGUUGCAUUGGGCCUCAUUAUUAUAGCUAUGUUUUGCCUGCUCAUGUUGACACCACACUUUUUCUACGGCCCUGGCGAAGAAGCUUUGAGAUUAACAGAAGAAUACGGACUUGAGGAAGCCCUUGAUACUACUUUGAAUUCCACGGGGAAAGAUGACUCCCUCUGCCUUAAGAAAGACUCACAUUGUGGAGAGGGAAAUUACGAUGGGGACUACACACCUAUAAUUCUAUUUUUCGUAGCAAACUUUAUCGGUGGAAUUGGAUGUUCGCUAUUCUAUGCGCCGGGUCUUUCCUACAUGGACGAUAAUUCUGCAAGUUCCAAGACGCCAGCCAUGCUAAGUUGGAGCACCUUUAUACGAAUGUUGGGUCCUGCAAUGGGCUUCUCGAUGGUCUCCCUGUGUCUCCGUUUGUACAUCGAUCCCUUAAAGAAACCCCUGAUUACCACACAAGAUCCUCGAUGGAUGGGAGCUUGGUGGUUGGGCUGGAUCCUACUCACAGUUAUCCUGCUUAUAACAGCAGUGUUUGUGGGAAUGUUUCCCAAGGAGAUGCCAAAAGCCAAGGCCAGAAGAUUGAAAGCAGAUGGAGAGGAGGAUAUUCCGCUGGCAGAGCGAUCAUUUCAAGAUAUGCUGGACUCCCUAAAAAGACUGGCGGCCAAUAAGGUUUAUGUCUACAACAUGCUGGCCUCCAUUUUGUACUUCUUUGGCUACAUGCCGUACUGGAUUUUCACACCAAAGUACAUUGAGAUUCAGUAUCGUCAAUCUGCAUCCACUUCCACAAUGGCAACAGGAACUUGGGCACUGGGAUUCUCGGCAGCAGGAGUUCUGAUCUCCGGAUAUGUGAUCUCCAAGUACAAACCGAGUGCACGGGCAAUGGCUGCCUGGAACUUCGUGGUGGAUUACCUCACGGUGGCAGGACUCCUGUGCUAUGUCCUUGUAGGAUGCGAUGAAAGUGAUAGAGCCAACUCCUUAUCCAUUCUGCCAGUCAACGAUAGUUGCAGUGCAGCUUGUGAUUGUGAAUAUGUUUACUAUGCUCCUGUUUGCAGUCCAGAAAAUACAACCUACAUAUCCGCCUGUCAUGCGGGAUGCACUGAAAAGGGAUUGGAUGAACUGGGAAGGACCAUUUACACAGGGUGUCAGUGCAUGGGAACCAUGCCCAAUGAAACUUUAUUAUCUAACCUAAACUCACUUGCAUCCCAGUCACAAAUCGCUUUGGAUGGAGCUUGUCCGGUGGAUUGCAGUAAGCAGUUUUUAAUUUUCAUGACCGUCAUGUGCUUUCUGAAAUUCGUUGGAGCCACUGGGAGAUCGAGUAACCUACUAUUAGCUCUACGAUGUGUCCCCUCUAAGGAUAAAACCUUUUCCUUGGGAUUUGGAAGUAUGGUUUACUCGGUGCUCACCUUUAUUCCAAGUCCCAUUGUCUUUGGCUGGAUGCUGGAUAGUUAUUGUCUUGUGUGGGGUAAAACUUGUAGUUCCAAGGGUAACUGUUGGAUAUACGACACCAAGUCCUUGAGGUACACCAUGAAUCUAGUAAGUGCCUCUCUGAUUUUCCUGGGCAGCUUUUGGAAUAUUGGCGUAUGGUAUCACGCCAAGGACAUGAAAGUCUUCGAUGAAGAGGAGAAGGCAGAUCAAACCAAACAGGAUGAAGUAAUAGAGCUUAAGGAGAAACCAAAAGUAAUUGUUACUGAUAAGGAAAAGAGCUUCCAUAAAUAAAUGAAAGAUUUAUUUAUAAUA
This is a messenger RNA of Drosophila ficusphila, 2201 nucleotides long. It is a transcript of the gene Oatp58Db, whose product is annotated as solute carrier organic anion transporter family member 74D. The record is from RefSeq and is a predicted model, not a curated record. Gene Ontology annotation, molecular function: protein binding. NCBI's taxonomy places the organism in Eukaryota, Metazoa, Arthropoda, Insecta, Diptera, Drosophilidae. Gene Ontology annotation, cellular component: membrane. Gene Ontology annotation, biological process: transmembrane transport; sodium-independent organic anion transport.